AAGAAAACAAAAUGUCAGCCUCCAUGGAAAAUUUGAAAAAUUAAAAAAUGAACAUAAUAUUAGUAUUUCAUUGAUAUCUGAGGAAUAAAACCUGUUCAAACUCACAAUGGAAGAUCGAUUGAUCUGCAAGGAAUCAUAUGGUUCGCAGAAUAUCCACCAAGAUUACGUAAGGAAAUCAAAUGGACACAUUUACAAAAUUGACCGGUCUCGAAGAUCAACUUCACUCAGUCAGUUUUUUAUGGCAGUAUUCCUCCCCCAAGGCUAUCCUGAUACAGUCAGUGAAGACUACUUGGAAUAUCAACUUUGGGAUACAAUGCAGGCAUUUGCUAGCUCCAUAACAGGUACACUGGCCACUAAAGCAGUGUUAGAAGGUGUGGGAGUGGGGGAUGAGAAUGCAACAGCCUUGGCAGCUACUCUCACAUGGCUCAUGAAAGAUGGGACAGGAAUGGUUGGAAGGAUUCUAUUUGCCUGGAUGCAAGGGACUUCUCUUGAUUAUGAUGCUAAAAGAUGGCGCUUGUUUGCCGAUAUUCUGAAUGAUUUUGCAAUUUUCCUGGAAAUCUUAGCCCCACUGUUCAAGGCCUAUUUUACAUUUAUAGUGUGUAUUGCAGGAGUAGGAAAGUCAAUAGUUGGUGUAGCAGGUGGCGCCACAAGAGCAGCCCUGACCCAACAUCAAGCCCGUAGAGACAACUUGGCUGAUGUCUCCGCCAAAGAUGGUAGUCAGGAAACUCUGGUGAAUCUCUCAGCUUUGUUGUGCAGUUUUGCCCUAGUGCCGUUGGUGGGAGACAACCAAAGGUUAAUCUGGGUUCUGUUUCUACUGUUCACUGCUAUACACAUCUUUGCCAACUAUAGGGCUGUUACAUGUGUAAAGAUGGAGUCUAUCAACCAGGCAAGAUUCCACAUUCUCAUAAGAGGCUAUCUGGCUGGAACAGGAGUUGAUCUGAUAGCAAAAGUGAACUCUCAGGAACCAGUAUUUUGGAAAACUCGUAGGAAAUUUGAUGUCUUCCUUGGAACUCAAGUGCAAUACAUAUCAUGUAAAAAUAAUGAUGAUCUGGAAACACUUUACUCUGUUUAUAAAGACCAACACUAUUUGCUAGGAGUGAAUUUAAAAAAAGGAUAUAUCUGUAUUGCCCUACAUGAAGGUUCCAAAGUUGUGGACCAUUUCAAAAGUUGCUACCAGGCAGAAGUUAUAAACUUUGCUGCUCAACAUUCCAGUACUCCACAGAAUAAUGUGUAUCUCAACCAGAUUGCCGAGGGAUAUAAAAAUGGUGAUGUUGAGGCCAUGCACCAAGCAUCCCUGACAUUCACAAAUGCAACAUUCACUCAAUUUAUGGCUGACAUAGAGUCAGUAGGUUGGGUGACGUCACGGUCUUUGCUGGGAGCAGACGAAUGGAGAGCAUUAUGGGAUAUCAAUGGCAUUUCUGACAAGAAAGACUAUUAAUGAUUACCAGUGCUAAUCAGUUUCUAAUAUUCAAGUGUCUACUCUUUCACUCUAUUCACUGCUGGUUUAGAAAGGACCCAUCACAUGUAUUGUCAACGUAACAUAUGAAAGGAGAAGUGUUGAAAUAUGUUUAAGUUACAAUGUGCCUUAGUGAUCCUUAGUGUAAUAAUACCUUUAGUGACUAAACAAGUGAAUAUCUUAAAAAUAAAGCUCAGUCAUCUCACCAGCAUUGAAAAUACUAUGCAUAGACAUUGAAACAUUAAGCAUUGACAUUAAAUGAAUGUGCGUUUGACUUAAUACAUGUACAAAUACCAGUUUAGCUUAUAUCUCCAAUAUGGGCAUGGCGGAUAAAUAGAUGCACUUAUUAUUAUGCAGCAUAAAAAGAUGCCAAACCCAGUUUUCACCCAACUGAGAAGAAUUGAAAUAUUUGAACCAGUAUUUGAAGCCAUGGUUGGAAAAUGACAAAAUAGGGAAUGAUGAAGACAUUAAGUUCAUGGCAAAUCAUGAAAAAUCAUGAAAAAGAGCAUUCAAGUAUUAUUGCAAUCAUAUUAUUUCAGGGUGGCUGCAUUUAUUGUAAGGUGGUAGUUUUUAUUUAUAGUACACAAUUUUGUUUCAUUCAUUGAUAUAAAAAGUCUACUUAUUGACUUUAAAUUAACAAGUGCCAAUUAAACGUUCAUGCACAUUAAAAGUGGCAGUAAAGAAUAGAUAUUGUAAAAUGUUAAAUGUUAAAAUUACAUGUACAUGAAUUUUCAAAAUCUGUGCAAAUUAGUACU
Molecule: messenger RNA, 2211 nt
Organism: Owenia fusiformis
Lineage: Eukaryota; Metazoa; Annelida; Polychaeta; Sabellida; Oweniidae
Source: the annotation of a GenBank genome assembly